Molecule: messenger RNA, 363 nt
Organism: Staurois parvus
Lineage: Eukaryota; Metazoa; Chordata; Amphibia; Anura; Ranidae
Source: the annotation of a GenBank genome assembly
UCAGCAACUUAUAGAGGGACUGCGGCAGGCAUUUUGACAUUGGGGGGGAACUGACUAACUGCCACUGACAUCCCCAGGGACACUAAUACUGUGAUCAGUGCUAAUAAAAAGCAUUGACACUGUACUAAUGGCAUUGGGCAGGAAGGGGUUAACAUCUGGGGUGAACAAAGGGUUAACAGUGUGCUGGUUAACUGUGUGCUGUGUGUGUUUUACUUGGGAAACAUGCUGCUGUAUAUUUCUCUGCUGUGCAGAGAAAUACACAGCAGCGUGUUCUUGCUGGCAGGAGAGAGACCUGUGUUGUUUACACACAGGUCUCUCCCCUGUUAGUGUUACUCGGUGAUCACUGGGUGCUAGCAGGGAAUC